Messenger RNA from Limulus polyphemus (Atlantic horseshoe crab), 639 nucleotides. RefSeq lists its product as uncharacterized. NCBI's taxonomy places the organism in Eukaryota, Metazoa, Arthropoda, Merostomata, Xiphosura, Limulidae. The record is from RefSeq and is a predicted model, not a curated record. Bases 1 to 639 code for a protein of 212 amino acids. The transcript has a single exon.
AUGAAAUGCCCUCACAGCAACAGAAAACGUAACGCAGUCAGUUCAAAACUCCAAACAGACGUAAUCCACAGAAGACAAGAUACAGCACCAGCACUCAUUACAGAGAUAUUCUACAGGAGACAAGAUACAGCACUAGCACUCCAUACAGAGGUAAUCUACAGGAGACAAGAUACAGUACUAACACUCCAUACAGAGGUAAUCUACAGGAGGCAAGAUACAGCACUAGCACUCCAUACAGAGGUAAUCUACAGGAGACAAGAUACAGCACUAGCACUCCAUACAGAGGUAAUCUACAGGAGACAAGAUACAGCACUAUCACUCCAUACAGAGGUAAUCUACAGAAGACAAGAUACAGCACCAGCACUCCUUACAGAGAUAUUUUACAGGAGACAAGAUACAGCACUAGCACUCCAUACAGAGGUAAUCUACAGGAGACAAGAUACAGCACUAGCACUCCAUACAGAGGUAAUCUACAGGAGACAAGAUACAGUACCAGCACUCCAUACAGAUGUAACCUACAAGAGACAGGGUACAGCACCAGCACUCCAGACCGGUGUAAUCCACAGGAGACAAGGUACAGCACCUGCACUUCAUACUGAUGAUAUGAUAUGCUUAGAAAAAGCGUUAGUUUAUCCUUAG